CAGGAGGAGGGAAGCGACGCCGCGUUGUUUACUUCGCACCGCGCACACGAGGAGGCGCGUCAGCACGGCACAGCACGGCACGGCUCAGCACGGCACAGCACAGCACGACACAGCCAGGCAUGGGCGACAAAAACAAGCACAAUGGCGAGGCGGAGGACAACCCACCCAAGGACGAGGACGUGGGCGCCGAGGGGGACGAGACCACAGACGACGAAGGAGGAGUGGACACCCCGCCCCCCCAGAAGGACGAGGAGGACGCCACUAACGACGACGGGACCUUCGAGGUUGAACAGAUUGUGGACAUGGAGUGCCAGCGGCGGUGGAAGUGCCCCGUAAAAUUCCGUGUGCGUUGGGCAGGCUACUCGGAGAAGGACGACACGUGGCUCCCGGCUUCUGAACUCAGCUGUGAGGACCUUAUAAAGGAAUUCCUGGAAAUUUCAGGAAGAUCCUCUGAGUAUAAAACUGCCAUGGCUCCUAAGAAACGUGCAGUCAAUGACGAAGAGAUGACGAUGCAGACCAGGAAGGCAGCGCGCUUCUCAUACAGUGAACUGGAUGAAGAUCAAGACGAGGUGAUUCCCGCUGGAACAAGAACGCGCAAGGUUAAAACUCAAGCCCAGCCAAAAGCCCCCAAACCCUCCCCCAAGAAGAAAAAGAUUGUUUCUGCCCGGCCUACAAUAAAGGGCAGACCCAGAAAGGAGCCUGAAGAAUAUGAGGUGGAGGCAGUGGUGGACCACAGGGUGCGAGGGAGGUUCACGGAGUACAAGGUGCGGUGGAAAGGCUUUGGGCCCCGGGAUGACUCUUGGGUUCCAGAAGCUGAACUUAACUGUGAUGACCUGCUCAACAAGUACUUCAAGACAGCUGGACGCAAUGUUGAGGAGUCCUAUGAGGUGCAAGAGAUCAUGGAAAUGCGGAAGGUGAAAGGCCGCACUGAGUACAAGGUGCGAUGGAAGGGCUGGAGUGCCAAAUAUGACUCCUGGCUGCCCGAGGAGGAACUCAACUGUCCUCAGCUCUUGAAACGCUUCAGUGCUUCGCAUCCUAAAGAGGUGAAGGAGGAGGAGAAGGAGGAAGAAUAUGAGGUGGAAAAGAUUCUGGACGAGCGGGAGAAAAAAGGGAAGAAAGAGUAUCUGGUGCAGUGGAAGAACAUGGCCCCCAAACACAACACCUGGGAGCCUGAAGAGAACCUGAUGGACUGCAAGGAGGCACUGAGAAGUUUCUUUAACUCGCUGAAAAAGGUAAAAUCAGGCAAGGGUGGGCGUAAAGCUGCACCAGCAAAGAAAGUGAAGCAAGUGGUCCAGCCAGAGCCAGAGUCAGAGCCCGAGGCAGAGCCCGAGGCAGAGCCGGAGGUAGAGGAGCCCCGAGCUCGCUCCCGCAGAGCAGGGAAGAAUCGUUCUUAUUCAGAGUUUUAUAACCAGUAAUUAUAUUUUUCCUUUACGGCGAGGAUUGGGACAAUUUUUUCGGUGGUGAAAAAGAUAUUUUGAAGCAUCCUGAUCCCCAACACCACCAUCAUGAGAAACAUUUCCUCGGCUUGUCAGGAUCCAUGAAACUCAAACAAUCAUCAGUGUUUCGCUGUCAAAAUAGAUAAAUGAACUGUUUGGCUUAAACAGUAUUGAUGGUCUUUGCUGACAUGGAGGAAGCCUCUAGAAACAGGGAAACGUUUUCAGUCAGAUUAGACAUGUGGCUAUUGAGUUGAUAAAGGCAGACCAAUUCCAUUCAGUUAUCACAGAAAUCAAAUUUAUCAAAGAGAGGCUUCAGAAUCGAAUUUUAGUCUAUGGAUUCUAGUUUUAAAGAAGUUUCUAUUUUUAUGUUUUAUUACAAUGAUUUAAUGAAAAUUUUGUACUCUUGCAUUAAAUUAAAUGCAAAUCUUGGACUUUGAAAAAUGUUUUGGAAAAGAUGCAGUAAAAUGUAUAAUAUAAGUAGUGCAGCUACUUGAUGUAACUCACACAAGGGAUAAUAUUUUACUUUGAUGCUGGUUGUUAGACAAAAAAGUCAGGAGAGUUAUCACAGCUGGGAUGAAGCAUCAGCUGCAUGAACCUGGUAAAAAGGAACGUGUUUUUGAUUAUGAUAUGUACACAGCCGUCAGUUGGCUUGAGUGUUGUGACUGAUUCAGUGAUUCUUAAAGUGGGGACUGGGGUUCAGUGGGUCAUGUGUAAAAUUUCACACAAGAUGCAAGUCAUGCAUUGAGGGUGUGGUGGCACGUGCUAUCACUUUGUGGCUCCCUCCAUCUCGUGGUGUUUAUUAUCAUUUAUGAUGAGAGCUUACAGUGACAUUGCAGAAUAUGAAACAUUCAAAUCAGAAAGAAUAACAGAAAACCCCCAGGAUUGUAAAAAUGUUCAAGGAUACAUGAUGUUGACUAUGGUUAGGUAGGUAAAUAAGCAAGAUAAUCAGGAGGAACACUUACACACAAAUUCAGUUAUCUUGCUUUUGAAUCAAUUAAAUCAUCACCAUCAUCAUCGUUGUCAUCUUCAGCAUUAACGUCGUCAAUAUCAUCAACAUCAUCAUCAUUAUCAUCAUCAUGAAAGGCUGUUUUUUCCACAUACUGAUUGAGUGUUUCAAGAGUAUCCUCGAGAAACAAGAAAAUAUUUGAAUUCUGAUAAGAAAUGUGUCAGCUAAGUUGAGAUUCAGACCAAGAAGCUAUAUUGUGACAUACAAGGUGAGCCUCUAUGGUGUAGUGGUUAGCACAACAUGCUACAAAUCUGCUGGCCUGGUCUCAAUCCCAGUCUGGGCAUUCGGUGCCCAGCUCACCCAGCUGUCCAGCCUCUUUUUUGAGCUUGUCAUUAUAUCUGAGGGAUUCUAGGGAAAGUAAAAUGUGGUAACUCAGAUGUCACACUGUGUCCCAGGGUCGUGGGUUCUUAGCCACCACAGGCUCACCGGCAAGUGUGACAGAAAUGAGCACGAAGGUCAGACACAGCUUAUCGUAUGCCCCAAAUUUCACCUUUUCUUACAAAGCGUAGUCUCAGAUAUAAAGAUUUGUAGAUAAUAAUUACUUCUGAUCAAACAGCAUCAAGAGCCAUCCUUAGGUGAGCGAGAUUAACUUGAGCAAGCAAAUGUGGAGGUUUAGAAAAAAAGAAAAAAAUUAAAGGAAAGCUUGCCCAAUGAUUUUGGAUACCCCAUUUUGAAUACCAUGCAAAAGCAGUUUUUUUUCAGGCACUAAGAUUAGGUAUGACUGCAUCUUCAUGCCAUAUAAUUUUGUAGGCUGUGCUGCAUUGAUGGAAUUUCCCUGUUGCCAUGAAAGGCAUACUCUUUGCACCACACAUACACAGCUGCCAUAAUCCUUCUUUGUCACCUUUGUCAGUACUCUCAAGAUUUAUGAAAGGUAAAGACAAUAUGCUAGUUCUAUCUACUGUCUUGAAAACUCCUUGUGUUCCAACGAUAACUAACUAGCAGAGCACGGAGUGACAGCACUUGAAUGGUCUGGGAAAUGUGUAGUGUAGCCAAUUUCUGUGGCUGAUUUUUAUUUCUGAUCCUAAUGUGUCAUAAAUGGAGCUUUAUAAGAAUGGGUUAUGCAAAAUAAUUUUAUUUUAGUAAUUUUAUUAAUUAUGUUUAUCAUUUAUAUAAUUUUUUAUAGCAAUUUUUAUUUUUAUUAUUUUUUUAUGUGUGUGUGCAUGUGUGCAUGCAUGUGAUGGGGCUAUAGAUAUUCUGUGGUACAAUGAACACAAUGGCCAGUGCUACUUAUGGGGAUGACUCAAAAUGUAUGACAGUGGCCUGUUGCAUAGUAAGAAAAAACAACAUUGACUGUGCAGUGUUGGUGUCAAAAAGAUAUCUCCUCAUACAGGAGCAUUAAAAAUAUCACAGGCAGCCAUGGUGCUCUGUGAACCCUAGUGCACAAUUUUACUGUUUCACUAAUUGAAGAAUGAGGUAGAAAAGGGUCCCUAUGCAUCAUGCAGCCAGCAUAUCACAUUUUGAUACCCACUGAAGGCCAUGCAAAUUAAAUUGUGAUAAUACUUUUAUAUAAUGGGGGUAGUAUUUUCAUUUGGCUGAGAUGGGCAGAGCACAGAGCACUAGCCAAGCAGCAAUCCCACUCAGCAGUCGUGGCUGGCCAGUGACUGAACUGGGCACAGCUUGCCAAGACCCUUCUUCUUGUACACAGCAGAAGGGUAAUGAUACCUUCAUGCAUUAUUGCAGAAGAAUUUAUUCGUGUUCAUAGUGAGUGAAGUGUAAUAUAUUCAUAUGUCUUGGUUCAUGUGUGUUAGUCCACACAAUUUACAAAGUCUUGAGUUCCCCAUGGUACUGCAGGAUACAACAGAUUAUUUUCCUUACUAGAAUUUUCUAAUUGUUUAUAUUAAUGAUCCAAGCUUGUGUUGUUGCUAUUUGAAGUUACUCUGUAUUUAAACAUUUUAUUUUUGUGAAGGGUAAUAUGAGUAUACUCUGUAAUAUCAUAAAGGCUUGUUUGUAUAAUAUGUAAGUUUGUACAUUUCUACAUAACUGUUGUAGAUAAGACUUUUAAGUGAGUCUACCUAACAUUUAAUGAUAUUUACUGGAUGAUCAUCAUUGAUUAAGAAGAGUAUGUUAGGUUGGCUUCAACCAAUAGUUUGCUGUUUAGCUGCUGUCCUGCUAUUUCAAAAUUACAUCAAACUAGGUUUAUGUGCACUGUCUUCGGGGAGUGUGGACAGGAAGGAGGCCUUAGGGCAGAGGAGGAAUAAUCAAGGUCGUGUGUUAAAGCAGCAUUUGGUGAUGCUAAGCUUUGAAAUGUGUACUGGACUUUUCACCUUCCAACAAACUCAUUCCACCCUUCAUACUGCAUAUAAUUACUAAUCGUGAUCCACUAUGCCAAGUCUUUGAAUCAAGCCGACAUAUCUUAUUAAUGAAUUGGUUCAAAUAAAUCUCUUACAGUCAUAUUUUAAUGUGUCAUUCAUGGCAGACUUUUAUUUUAAUUUUGAGCCGCAGCUUUGUAAGAAAGAGAAGUUGCUGACAUGUGUCAUGUUGAGGUGAUGGAACAGUUUGGUGGUUGUCAGGAAGCUUUCACAAACAGUUGAAGUGAAAAAUUGGUUAGGUAAAGUUUAUUAAAAAAUAUUUGGUGUUUCAGGUAAUGAGAAUGUGAUGCUUUUAUGAAGGUAAACGGCAGAUAAUCAUGUGGUGCAACACAUUGAACAGAAAUUGUUUAUUUUCUAAGAUUCCUUUGUAGACUAUAAUUAGAUUUUGGUACUUUUACCUUGAAAUAGUCCAAUAAGUAAAAAAGAUCAUACAAAACAUCUUUUUUAAAAUUUAGAAAUUGGAUAAAACAGUUCACACAUUACAAAGAUUUUUUUUCUUCAUAUAGUGGUGCUCUCAUAAUGAUGGUGGACUGGCAGGUGGAGGAGUAUGGCAGCACCACCUUGACAUUUUCCUUAUUAGGCCACUUAGCAAUUGCACUCCUGAUUUUAUAAAGUUUCUUGUUUUAUUGAUUUUCCAAAUUUUUCUCAUUCAUAUGAUGCUGUCCUUUAAAAUCUGUGUUUACAUAUGCCAUUCUUUUAUGCACAUUUUAUUCAGCAGCUGAUGUGAGAAUUUGCUAAAUUUUCAGCAUUGACAGAUGUAGGUUCAGGCUUUUAAUUGUUAGCCUGAAAGUUUGCCAACUUCAUAUCAAUACAAUGGAUACAGUCAGUAGAACAGGUUACAUACUGUUCUACUGAUACAGUCGUGUUGAACAUAAUACUUUUCCUCAUAAGAGGUAAGUAAAUUACAAAAACUAAUGCUUGGCAGCUGGUUUGCUGUGCUGUGGUGUGUGGUUGAACAGUCCACUCAGUGAUGCAUUGCCAACCCCUAGUGGAAAAAGUUAUAUAUAUAUAUAUAUAUAUAUAUAUAUAUAUAUAUAUAUAUAUAUAUAUAUAUAUAUAUAUAUAUAUAUAUAUAUAUAUAUAUAUAUAUAUAUAUAUAUUUAAGAAAUUUAGUUACUCAUUCAAUUACUCAUUCAUUUUUUUUUUUUUGUAUUGUGUAAUUCAAGAAAUCAUUUAUAGUAUAAUAAUAUGCAAUGGCUUGCUGGAGAUUAUUAUAAUAAAUGGUGCUGAACAGAAGGUGUACUUGUAUGUUUACAUGAUUUGCCAACUCAUAAUUAUACAUGCAGUUAUAUUUGUUGAGCCUUGCUUCUCCUGUUUGCUUUGUUGUAAUGGGAUGGUUUUCCUUUUUUAUUCUAUUUUGUGAGAAUUGUAGAAAGGUACCCUGAAGUCCUCUUCUCAGCUGCUUACAGAGAUACACUCAUCAGAAUCUAAUAUUAGUGAUCUCAGAUAUUUAGUUUGUCUAAUAUAAUUGAUAGCAGGAUUUUUUAUGUUCAUGUGAGCAUUUAGUCAACUGUUAUGGUCUGCCAUAAUAAUAUAAUUACAGUCACCUCGCUUUCAGCUCGUCAGUGAUCACAUUUACGUGACCCCGAGGCUUGUUUGGUUGUAACAUAAGCACGUACUAUCUACAAAUGUAACAACUUCUGUCCUUUUUGAUAUCAAUUAUGCAGUAUAGUGAAUGCAGUCCUAUACACUGACUGGAAGAGGAGGAUAAAGAAGUUAUGUGAAUCAUAGGAAUAGAAAGUGUAUGGAAGUACAAAACAAUAUUUGGAUCUUGUUUUAAAUAUACUAACAUUUUGUCUAAGGAUUGUACCUUGCUUCAAAUGUGAUGUCUUCAUACUUUUCUGGUGUUCAAAUGUAAAGUUUAUUGCUUAACUCGUACUAUGUCAUAUUAUGCUUUAUAGCUAAUGUUGGGUUAUCAAGCCUCAGCUCUUGCAGCUCGGCACAACCAUAUUUUGUUUAACGUGCUGCUCCUUGUGCUGCAGUCGCUUGCAUCAGCCUGUGGUUGAUGGUAGAACUAUGCUGUCUGGUAGCUGUUAGUCCUUUUACCUUUUUCUGCAGUCUGGUGGAGUAAUGAAUUUGUGAUUCAUUUGAUUAUCAAUUGUUUCCUAGUACAAACCUGCAAAAAAGUUAAAACACUGAUGACCAGGCUAAGUUAUACCAAGCCUUGAGGUUUCAUUGCAUCCCUCAGGGAAAAUACAAAAAAAGUACACGUAAUGAAUAUCCUCUUAAGUAUGUGUGCCUGUGCUAGAGCAGAACCUGUAAAAAUGUAGCAAAGGUGAGGACAGUCCAAUUGGUAAUCCUCAUUUGAAAAGUUUGAGCCCUGGUCUCCAAGUGCUGCAGAUUUUGAAGCCAAGACCUGUAACUGCUUGGCUGGCUGUUUUAUUAAUUUGGUUAUCUUCAUUUGCAGUGCUUGAUAACAGUGUCAUGGUAGAAGUCAGAGGAUGUAGAUAGUAGGCAAGUAACUGUAUUUGUAGUGUUUGUUAGGUGUUGCAGUAUGAAUUAAUACGUAUAUGAAUGAUUUUUAUAAUCUUAACUUUAAGAAAGUCUGGUAAAAAAUCAGACAGCAACAUAUUAGUACCUGUAAUGACAGUAACUUCAGUAUUGUCAACAUUUUUUGAUUAAAGAGGAAAUCCAAUUUCUAUGUUCUUGAGUGGUUCAGCAACUAUCUGAAUUACCCUUUGUUGGCCCCUUGACUGUGGAUUUCCUACUAGAAGACAUCACCAAGCUGCAGGAAUGGAAUAAAAAGUGGCUGCUACAAUUCCAUGAAGAAAAAUGUGAAGUCAUGCACCAUGGGAGGGGAUAUCCAGCAUACCAAUACCACAUGGGAAACACUCCACUAUCCACCGCAAAGGCAGAGAAAGACCUGGGACUAUAUGUUACCAGGCUACCAGUAAAAGCCAAAUCCGUGCCAGUCGCAGCGGACGGGCAAACCAUCGUCCAGCUGUGUCUUGAUUACCAACAGUAGUGCCAGUUGUAAUUUAUGGAUAGAUUUCUUGCUCCUAUUUAAGAAUACCUUUUCAGAAGUUGGGAGCAUUGACCUGAAAGAACUGAUAGUCAUUAUCCAGGUUAAUUUGAAUACCUGCAACUAUCUCUGAAUAUCCUCUGAUGUUUGCUUUUGAGAACUUCUUCAGGAGGUGGACAGCAGAAGUCUGGCCUGAGUAUAGACUGUCACCAUGCAUUACACAUUUUCCAUUCUUCCUUCUCUAAAUAAUAUGAAACUGAAUUAUACAUGGAUUGUCUCCCAACACCUGAUUGUAAUACAUUUCAAUCAGUUAUUCAAAUAAACUACUACUAAAAAAUAUAGUAGUUGGGUAGAUGCUGGUAAUUUUA
Messenger RNA from Eriocheir sinensis (Chinese mitten crab), 8081 nucleotides. Its product is annotated as M-phase phosphoprotein 8-like. The record is from RefSeq and is a predicted model, not a curated record. The coding region runs from base 120 to 1415 and encodes 431 amino acids. Gene Ontology annotation, molecular function: chromatin binding. The transcript is spliced from 8 exons. Lineage: Eukaryota; Metazoa; Arthropoda; Malacostraca; Decapoda; Varunidae. Gene Ontology annotation, cellular component: pericentric heterochromatin. Gene Ontology annotation, biological process: negative regulation of transcription by RNA polymerase II; chromatin organization.